UCAUGUCCACAGCGUUGUCCCUCUGCACGCUGCUCGUGCUGGUCGCGCUGUGGUGCGGCGCGUCGGCGGGACCACCCAUCGACCCAAAGUUCCUGUUGGAACUCGCCAGCCAAUUCGACACGGCACAGCUGACGCCCUCCUGCAGGAAGGUGUUUAACAAGUGCAAGGCACGCUUCGUUCCCCUGGUGAUGCAGUUCGAGCAGCUGAUGCAUAUUGCGCCCGCUAUCCUCGGUGUGGAAUGCAUUAAAAGAGAACUGGCCAAAGGAUUCCCGCGGUUUGACAUCGAGUGCGUCAUGAGCGAAGACUACAAGGAGGGCAUAGAUUGCAUGGAGGACCCACAGCUACUGGAAAUACUCGGACAAAAGGCCGCCAAAUCGCUCAAGCCAAUAUCGAACUGCUUCAAGGACGUACCGCCACCACCUGCUUGA
This is a messenger RNA of Dermacentor silvarum, 428 nucleotides long. RefSeq lists its product as uncharacterized. Lineage: Eukaryota; Metazoa; Arthropoda; Arachnida; Ixodida; Ixodidae. The transcript has 6 exons. Bases 3 to 428 code for a protein of 141 amino acids. The record is from RefSeq and is a predicted model, not a curated record.